UUGUAACUUGGGUGAGGGUAUUUUGGUCUUUUUAACACUUUUCGGUAAGCCCAUCGCUGCAUUUAUCGGGUAAAGUAGCACUGCUCGAGACAACCAUAGGGCUGUCUCCUCCAGCAAUCGAAGCAUACCACUUCUAACAUUUUCAUCAUCAAAAGUAAAAACAUCUUCACACCUCCCAUAUGUGGACUGGACUGGACCCAAAUAGACACCUCCUUGUGUAAGGAUGUCCCAUAAUCUUAGAUAUAAUUGACAACUCCUUCACAUACUCGUUUGCACAGCAAUUCAUCCAGUCCCAAAAACCUGAGAUUUAACAACACCUUCCACAAAGGAUUUGUAACAACCAAGCUACCAACAUGCCUUUUGUCAUUUGCAGGCCUCUCUUCCACCCAUAAAAGACGCUGCCAUUAGGCCCGUUAAUGGCCUCCCCGGCCUCGUCCAUUGAUCUAAAAUGAACAACUACAAGCUUAAACUUAUUUCCUUUUGAUCUAACCCUUCGUGGUAUGCCAACAUCCACUAUUCUUCUACAUUUUGCAAAGGGGUUGUAUAAUGCUAGUCGACUAACCACAGGAUGAAGGAAGUUAACAAAGACGAAAACCGAGACAGCUGAGGCCCGUCACUGAACUCCCAACUCCUAUAAUUCGAAGCUUUUGAUAUGCAGGCGCGCGCGUGUAUAUAUAUAUGCAGCUUAGUUCCUCGUUCACGGGCCUGAGAACUCCUCCUCAGCUUCUCACAACCCCUUGAAAGAUCUUGAAAUCUUCCGAGACUCUCCCGAUCCUCGUCCACGCCUUCGAUUCCACGCUUCUCCUCCCUUCUGUCCCGUCUCAUUAAUUUUAAAAAUUAAACUGUCUUUAAUAAUGUCUAAUCCACCUCGUUCGUGUGCUUGCUUAAUGUGCAUGAUCAUGAAUUCUCAUUGUUAACUGAAAUUUUUUCUCACCAUUAGUACCCAGAUCAAUUUGUCAGACGUUGACUACAAUUACCCAAAUCUCUGAAAUUGUUACAGACAAUUAUGUGUGUGUGUGUGUGUGUAUGAGAGAGAGAGAGAGAGAGAGAGAGAGAGGACAUGCAAAAACAGUAAUGUUUUGUGGAUGGUGGGAUCGGGCCAAGCUAUUCCAACUUCCAAACUCUUUUAACAGAUUUGCCAAAAAAAGCAUCCGCUCAUGAUGUCAUGUGAUGCCAGCCUAUUUGUUUCCCGGGAAACUCUCGGAACCAAAAGAAAAGAAAAUAGUCGAGGUGCAGUGGGAAGACUCUGUCAACUGGUUUCAAAGGCAAUCCUCACCAUCAAUCCUUGGCCCUUGUCCCCCCAAAUCCUACCAGUAUCAGUUUUUCCUCCACCUCGCCCCUCUAGAACCAUGGAUUUUUGUCCUUGACCUCUCAUUCUCGGCCCCAAAAAGCCCCCGCCCCAUUGUUUUUUCCUUUUAUUCCUUUUCUUUUCUCUGGCCUUUCGGGCCACCCCCAACAUUUCAUAAUCCUUCUUCUUCCUGCUUCCAUCACUUUCUCUCGCUCGCUCCCUCUCCAAUGGGGAACUGUUGCUCUCGUCGCAACCAGAAUGAUGAUCCCCUGAGCGACGACAACAAGAAGGACGGACCUCAAUUCGACGAAAGCAAUGCCGGCCCCUCCCCCCACAACUCCACUGCCCCGGCCAAGCCCUCCUCCGGUGGCCCUCCCUCGGCCUCUCCCAAUCAGUCCACCAAGCCCUCCAAGCCUAGCCCUUUAGGCCACGUUUUAGGCCGGCCAAUGGAGGACAUUCGAUCCACCUACACGAUUGGGAAGGAACUUGGCCGAGGCCAAUUUGGCGUGACUCAUCUGUGCACCCACAAGGCUAGCGGCGAACAGUUUGCUUGCAAGACGAUUGCCAAGAGGAAGCUGGUGAACAAGGAGGAUAUUGAGGAUGUGAGGAGAGAAGUCCAGAUUAUGCACCAUUUGACAGGCCAACCAAAUAUUGUGGAGCUCAAGGGGGCUUAUGAGGACAAGCAUUCGGUCCAUUUGGUGAUGGAGCUGUGCGCCGGGGGGGAGCUCUUUGACCGGAUCAUUGCCAGGGGGCAUUAUACCGAGAGGGCUGCUGCCUCGCUGCUCAGGACCAUCGUUCAGAUCGUGCACACAUGCCACUCUAUGGGGGUCAUCCAUCGCGAUCUCAAGCCCGAAAACUUCCUUCUCUUGAACAAGGAGGAGAAUUCGCCUCUCAAGGCUACGGACUUUGGCCUGUCUGUGUUCUACAAGCAAGGAGAGCAAUUCAAAGAUAUCGUCGGUAGUGCAUAUUAUAUUGCACCCGAAGUGUUGAAGAGAAAAUAUGGACCGGAAGUAGAUAUAUGGAGUGUUGGGGUUAUGUUAUAUAUUCUUCUGUGUGGAGUUCCUCCUUUUUGGGCAGAAUCGGAGCAUGGAAUUUUCAAUGCAAUCUUGCGUGGUCACGUUGAUUUCACGAGCGAUCCAUGGCCUUCAAUUUCACCCGGAGCAAAAGAUCUUGUCAGGAAGAUGCUGAACUCGGAUCCCAAGCAGAGGCUGACAGCAUUCCAAGUUCUAAAUCAUCCUUGGAUUAAGGAGGAUGGGGAAGCUCCUGAUACACCGCUUGACAAUGCUGUUUUGGGCAGACUCAAACAGUUCAGAGCAAUGAAUAAAUUCAAGAAAGUUGCUCUUCGGGUUAUUGCUGGCUGCCUAUCAGAGGAAGAAAUCAUGGGACUGAAGCAGAUGUUCAAAGGGAUUGAUACGGACAACAGCGGAACAAUAACACUAGAGGAGCUUAAACACGGGCUCGCGCAGCAAGGGACCAAGUUAUCUGAGUAUGAAGUCAAACAGUUGAUGGAAGCCGCUGAUGCCGAUGGCAAUGGGACCAUAGACUACGAUGAAUUCAUUACAGCGACAAUGCACUUGAACAGAAUGGACCGAGAAGAACAUCUCUACACGGCGUUCCAAUACUUCGAUAAGGAUAACAGCGGGUACAUUACCAUAGAAGAACUAGAGCAAGCUCUACGUGAAUUUGGAAUGAACGAUGGGCGGGACAUUAAGGAUAUCAUUUCUGAAGUUGAUUCAGACAAUGAUGGUCGGAUCAACUAUGACGAGUUUGUAGCCAUGAUGAAGAAAGGAGACCCCGAAGCAGCGCAAAACCCCAAGAAAAGACGCGACAUUUCCUUUGAUCCUGCAGGGCUUUGAGAUAUAUAUAUGUAUGUAUGUAUCAAGUAGAGCAAAGAGUACGUAGAUAUCCUUUCUUAUCAUACGCACGCACGAUAAUGAUGAACAUUGUCUAAAGAAAUGCCAUGAAGACAGAAAAAAGAGAGACAAAUUUGAUGUAUUUCUUCAUGUAUAUGGAUCGACCAUUUACAGAUUGCAUUGUAAAAUAGUGGCUAGUGGCUGCUGCUGGGGGAUGUAGGAAAUGAUAGAAGCCCGACGAGGCAUUCAUCACUGUGAAAAAUUAUUCUUAAUUUAGCUGGGGUCGGCUCGGCUUAAUUUCUCGUUGGUUAACAUUUUCAACCAGUUGUCUUGUUGUGGCUUGCUAAAACUUAGAAACCAGUGGAGGAGUUCCUUAAAAUGUAUCUACAAUUCUUGUUCAUUAAUAUUGAUUAGAUACAGAUCAUA
This is a messenger RNA of Diospyros lotus (date-plum), 3567 nucleotides long. RefSeq names its product calcium-dependent protein kinase 34-like. The record is from RefSeq and is a predicted model, not a curated record. Gene Ontology annotation, cellular component: nucleus; cytoplasm. Bases 1171 to 3144 code for a protein of 657 amino acids. Gene Ontology annotation, biological process: protein autophosphorylation; peptidyl-serine phosphorylation; intracellular signal transduction. Lineage: Eukaryota; Viridiplantae; Streptophyta; Magnoliopsida; Ericales; Ebenaceae. Gene Ontology annotation, molecular function: calcium/calmodulin-dependent protein kinase activity; calcium-dependent protein serine/threonine kinase activity; calmodulin binding. The transcript is spliced from 8 exons.